Messenger RNA from Nyctereutes procyonoides (raccoon dog), 945 nucleotides. RefSeq names its product olfactory receptor 1L6 (gene OR1R1). Gene Ontology annotation, biological process: G protein-coupled receptor signaling pathway. Bases 1 to 945 code for a protein of 314 amino acids. Gene Ontology annotation, cellular component: membrane. The record is from RefSeq and is a predicted model, not a curated record. NCBI's taxonomy places the organism in Eukaryota, Metazoa, Chordata, Mammalia, Carnivora, Canidae. The transcript has a single exon. Gene Ontology annotation, molecular function: olfactory receptor activity; G protein-coupled receptor activity.
AUGGCCCCGGGCAAUGCCACGGCAGCCGCAGAGUUCCUCCUCCUGGGCCUGCUGGAUGGAGCGGACGUCCACCCGCUGCUCUUCCUGCUUUUCCUCGGGGUCUACUUGCUCAACGCGCUGGGCAACCUGACCAUGGUGGCGGUGGUGAGGUGGGAUGAGGCCCUCCGCUGCCCCAUGUACUACUUCUUGGGCCACCUGAGCCUCGUGGACGUGUGCUUCACUAGCGUCACGCUCCCCAGGCUGCUGGCCGGCCUGCUCCACCCGCGCCAGGCCGUGUCCUUCCAGGGAUGCUUUGCCCAGAUGUACUUCUUCGUGGCCCUGGGCAUCACGGAGAGCUACCUGCUGGCAGCCAUGUCCUACGACCGCGCGGUGGCCGUCUGCCGGCCCCUGCACUACCGGGCGGCCCUGACGCCGGGGCGCUGCGCCGCGCUGGUGGCCGCGUCCUGGGCGGUGGCCCACCUGCACUCGCUGCUGCACACGCUGCUCAUCUCCGCGCUCUCCUACCCGCGCCCCGCCGCCGUGCGCCACUUCUUCUGCGACAUGACGGUGAUGCUGAGCUUGGCGACCUCGGACACGGCGGCCGCGGAGACUGCCAUCUUCUCCGAGGGCCUGGCCGUGGUGCUCACCCCGCUGCUCCUCGUGUCGCUGUCCUACGCGCGCAUCCUCGGCGCGGUGCUGGGCCUGCGGUCGGCCGGGGGCCGGCGCCGCGCCUUCUCCACCUGCGGGGCCCACCUGGUGGUGGUGUCGCUCUUCUUCGGCUCUGUCCUUUCCGUCUAUUUCCGGCCCUCGUCUGCCUACUCAGCGCGCUACGACCGCCUGGCCAGCGUGGUCUAUGCGGUGCUCACACCCACCUUGAACCCUUUCAUCUACAGCCUUCGCAACAAGGAGGUCAAGGGCGCCCUGAAAAGGGGACUCGGGUGGAGGGCUGCGACCCAAGAGUUGUGA